AUGGACACACAGCAACCUUCCACCAGCAAAACACCCGCUAUGGCGAAGCAAGAGGUCGACUCCGAGGCCGGCCAGGUGAUUGCGGUUGGCAAGCAUGACAAAGCCUUGAAUCUGCUGGCGGAGAACCACAUUGACUUCGAUCCUGAUUCCGCCGAAGCAAAACGCCUGCUCCGGAAGAUUGACUGGCGAAUCAUGCCGAUGGUGUUCACGGUGUAUCUGCUGCAAUUGAUGGACAAGAACUCGCUCUCAUUUGCAGCAAUCAUGGGUGUUAGGGAGGACACGAAUUUGACGGCCUCUCAAUACUCCUGGCUCGGAUCCAUCGUGUACUUCGGCUACCUGGGUGGAGAGAUACCUGCAACGUUCCUGAUGCAGCGAUUCCCUUUGGCACGCUACUUAGCCGUGAUGUGCACCAUCUGGGGUCUGGUUGUUGCCAUGCAUGGUGUCUGCCAUAACUUCGCAGGGCUGGCUGCUGUCCGCUUCCUUCUCGGUUUUAUCGAGGUCUGCACUGCGCCAGCAGUCAUCAUGAUCACCGCCUCCUGGUACACCAAGACGGAACAGGUGACGCGCGUCGCGAUCUGGUACACCACUUCUGGUUGGGCCCAAGUCUUUGGUGGUUUCUUCUCGUGGUGCAUCUACCAGGCCGGUAGCUUCCGAUGGCAAGGACUAUUCGUGCUAUACGGAGGCUUGACCUUUCUGACAGGCGUUAAAGUGAUGGCGCUGGAGCGUGUGCGAAGUAACAAGACCGGUACGGAGGUCUGGAAGUUCAACGCCUCGCAGCUGAAAGAGGCUUUCAUGGAUCCUCGCUUCUACGGCGUGUUCCUGCUUCUAGUUUGCACUGGCCUGCCUAAUGGUGGUGUCACGGCUUUUGGUCCCACCAUCAUCCGGGCAUUCGGCUUCAGUGUCAGUCAGACGACCCUACUCAACAUGGGGGUUGGUGGUGCCCAAGUCGUGGGCACGGUGUUGGCUCUUUUCAUUGCCAAGAAGACCAACCGCACCAUAGCGGGUAUCUGGACUCUCAUACUUGCAAUCAUCGGUACCGUCAUGAUGCUCGCUAUCCCGGCACGAUACAAUGAAGCCCGCUACGGUGGCUACAUUCUUCUCUUGCAAUUCCCUAUCUGCGUGCUAUUCAUCAUCACAUUUAUGACAGGAGGUGUCGCGGGAUCGACGAAGAAGUUCGCCUUCGGAGCCGCAUACCAACUGGGUUACGCAGUCGGCAACCUCAUUGGUCCCCAGACGUUUCGUGGCUCUGACGCGCCUGAUUAUCCGAUUGCGAAAUACACCAUGCUUGCUUUCUUGGUGUUGACAGCCAUUCUUCUGAGCUCAUAUGGUGGCUUGCACUACAUCUGGAACAAGCGGAGAGAUGCUCGAGCACGUGUCGAAGGGGAGGAGACACAUAUGGAGAAUGAGGAGUUUGCAGACUUGACUGACUUCAACAUCAAGUCCUUCCGCUAUCCACUUUGA
Molecule: messenger RNA, 1461 nt
Organism: Cyphellophora attinorum
Lineage: Eukaryota; Fungi; Ascomycota; Eurotiomycetes; Chaetothyriales; Cyphellophoraceae
Product: putative transporter
Exons: 7
Coding region: 1-1461 (486 amino acids)
Biological process (GO): transmembrane transport
Cellular component (GO): membrane
Molecular function (GO): transmembrane transporter activity
Source: RefSeq, a predicted model, not a curated record